Archocentrus centrarchus (flier cichlid) is the source of this 1101-nucleotide messenger RNA. It is a transcript of the gene gpx3, whose product is annotated as glutathione peroxidase 3. The transcript is spliced from 5 exons. Gene Ontology annotation, molecular function: glutathione peroxidase activity. The record is from RefSeq and is a predicted model, not a curated record. Gene Ontology annotation, biological process: response to oxidative stress. Lineage: Eukaryota; Metazoa; Chordata; Actinopteri; Cichliformes; Cichlidae.
CCGGUGCACGUCAUCAGAUGACGACACCUCAGCCAGCUGUGCGCCCCUCCCCUUCCUACCAGAGGAGUUUACCCAGAGGGAGAAGCUGACGGACAUCUAUAGAGUUCAGUCACGGUAUCGGGGGAAGGACGGCACGAUGUGGCCCCUGUUACCGCUGCUGCUGCUCGGUCUGUUGCGACCCUGCACCGCAGAAUCCCCGUUGGUUCAGCGGUGUAACUCAUCCACAGAGGGCACCAUUUACAAAUAUCGGGCAAAGACUCUUAAUGGUAGCCAGACUGUGAACUUCAGUGACUACGCAGGCAAGGCUGUCCUCGUUGUCAACGUGGCUACAUACUGAGGAUUCACCUAUCAGUAUGUAGAACUGAAUGCACUGCACGAGGAGAUGAAACCACUCGGGUUCGCUCUUCUUGGCUUUCCCUGCAACCAGUUUGGAAAACAGGAACCAGGGCAAAAGCACGAAAUCCUGCCAGGUUUAAAGCACGUUAGGCCAGGCAAUGGAUUCGUUCCAAACUUCCAGCUAUUUGAGAAAGGGGAUGUGAACGGGAAAAAUGAGCAAGAGCUUUUUACUUUCCUUAAGAGCUCCUGCCCCCCUGUUGGAGACAGCUUCGGUGCCGUGGACGGCCGGUUGUUCUGGGAGCCUCUAAAGACUAGCGACAUCAAGUGGAACUUUGAGAAGUUUCUGGUGGGACCAGAUGGAAAGCCAGUGAUGAGGUGGUACCCGGCUGUUAAAAUUUCUGAGAUCCGAGCUGACAUCCAGAGAUACUUUCUCCAACAGUACACGCAGGAUGUCUUUAACUAGAUCGGCGUGAUUAUUUAGUAUUGUCCAUCUAAUAAAGUAAUCAGGAUUAGUAGAACUAAGGUAGUCUGUUAAGGCGUAAUGUGACAGUUUCUUACACGUGAAGAUGGCAUGUUGAAUGAAGAGGAGGCUUGAAAACAGGAACUCUGUGGUGCCUCUUUGGAGCUUAGGGUUUAGGCCAGCCUUUCAGUGCAUUCAGGCUGCCCUGCAAUCCCACAGCACCAUGUCAUCUUCUCAUCUCAGGACCUGUUAGCAAUUACUGCCGAAAUGUUAAUUACUUCCAAUAAAUCAUGGAGAAUAGCACA